CCCCCCCCACAAUCUUGCAUUAAUCAUGGCUGCUGUAGUGUAUUUAGUGCUUUUCUUGGCCAUGGCUGGCCAUUCAAGUGCCCUUUAUUGUUUAUGUAAAGAUGGGGUAGCUGAUUCAACUCUUCAGAAGGCUAUAGAUUAUGCUUGUGGAUCUGGAGCUGAUUGCACACCGAUCAUCCAAAAUGGUGCUUGUUACAAUCCCAACACUGUAAAAGAUCACUGCAACUAUGCUGUUAAUAGCUACUUCCAGAGGAAGAGUCAAGUUAAUGGCAGCUGUGAUUUUGCAGGCGCUGCCUCAACUAAUGCCAACCCUCCUUCCAAUGUUGCAUCCAACUGUGUUUACCCUUCAACUGCCAGCACAGGGACUGGCACCACACCAACCACAACACCAACAACAUCAACCACACCUUCACCUACAACAGGCAGUCCAAAUGUGUUUGGUGGCACCACAGGGACUCUCGGCCCGACAGGAAGCGGCACCGGCGGCAUCACCGACUCUAGUGCCGGGUCUCGGCUUUCUAAAACCACUCACUGGUUUUUCUCGAUGGCUGUGGUUUCAUCACUAGCAACUGUGGGGUUGAAUCUAGUACAGUGAAGCUAAGAGGAAGUGAACUGGGGUUUGAUGUGGGUACUAGAUUUCGCCACGAAUGGAUGGGGGGACAAGCAUGUAAUUUCACAAUGGUCUAGAGGCAAAACCCCAACAGGAUUCUUUUUUUACCUAUGUGAAAAAUUGGGGUAUUUGAUUCCUCUUGGGUGAUGUAUAUGACUGCUAUUAGCGGUAGAACUAGAACCUGAUCUCUUCGUUUUAGAUUUUUCCUUCUGUAUAUCUAGGGAGAGGCUGUAUUUUUUAUUUUUUUUUUGUCUAUUUUUGUUUAAUGGAAUCCCAGCCUAUUUGUCCAA
Molecule: messenger RNA, 900 nt
Organism: Mangifera indica (mango)
Lineage: Eukaryota; Viridiplantae; Streptophyta; Magnoliopsida; Sapindales; Anacardiaceae
Product: PLASMODESMATA CALLOSE-BINDING PROTEIN 3-like
Exons: 4
Coding region: 26-595 (189 amino acids)
Source: RefSeq, a predicted model, not a curated record